AUGACUAUCCCGCACCCUAUUCCCGGCUCGAACGCCAUCCGCACGACAGAGAGGCGUGCGAACCUCGUCUUCGACAAGAAUGUCGAUAUCCCCCUCAAGGACGGAGGACUCUGCCGCGCCAAUGUCUACCUUCCGCUCGAGGAGCGUCGCUAUCCGGUCAUCAUGACGAUGGGACCGUACGGCAAGGACGCCCCGUACUCCGAGUUCCACGUCAAGUCGUUUAAGGAGCUCCCCGACGAGCAGAAGAGCGACUUGUCCGCCUGGGAGACGCCGCACCCCGACUACUGGGUCAGCCAAGGCUAUGUUGUCGUCCGUAUCGACGAGCGCGGAAACGGCUCGAGUCCCGGCUACCUCGACACGAUGUCUGCGUCUACUUCGAGCGAUUUCGCCGAGUGCGUCGAGUGGGCAGCUGUCCAGCCGUGGUCGACGGGCAAGAUUGGUCUGCUGGGGAUCUCGUAUUACGGCGGCACGCAAUGGCGCGUCGCAGCUCGCAAACCGAAGGGUUUGACCUGCAUCAUUCCUUGGGAGGGUAUGACCGACUACUACCGCGACCGCGUCCGUCAAGGAGGGAUCCUCUCGAACCAGUUCGUCAAGUUUUGGUGGAACAACCAGGUCGUGACGAUGCAGUACGGGAAUGGCGAGAAGUCGGUUCGUCGCUGGGGUCCCAACUCGCUCGUCGGCCAGCCUAUCGGUCCCGAAUGCCUCGAAGGCGUCAUCCCUCCCGAGAAGCUCGCCACGCUCCGCUCCGACCAAACAAUCGACAACGCCAAGAACCGCUACCUCGACGAGCCCUACCACGCGAGCCGCGUCUACAAUCUCGGCGACAUCGAGGUCCCGGUUCUCUCGGUCGCCAACCUCGGCGGCAACACGCUUCACUUGCGCGGAAAUGUGAUGGGGUACCUCGAGGCGGGCACAAAGAACAAGUGGCUUUGGUUCAUCAGCGGAAGGCAUGACUUGCCGUUCUACCUCCCGCACUACGUCGAACUGCAGAAGUCCUUCCUCGAUGCAUGGCUCAAGGGCAAGGACAGCCGUGGCUGGACCAAGGGACCGAACAACGGCGUUCCUGCCGUCAACGUCCUCGUCCGCAAGGGCAACCCGGGCUUCAACUCGACCGCGGCCGAAGCAACUUUCGCGAACCGCCCCGAGACGUCCUGGCCGAUCGAGCGCACCCGCUACGAGAGAUUCCACCUUCACCCCGACCUCUCGAUGCGCCUCGACUCACCUGCGACUGAGUCGGCGCAGCUCAAGCUUGCUGGGCUAGGCAAAAGCGACCCGAUUCAGUUCAAGGUUCCGUUUGACGAGGAGACGGAGAUUGCUGGACACCCGCUUGCGAACCUUGUCGUCGGCGCCGAGAAGAGGGAGGACGGGACUGCACCGAGGGAUGUCGACUUGUUCGUUACGCUGCGCCACUUUGAUGCGGACGGCAAGGAGAUCUUCUACACCGGAACGGCCGGCGACCCUGUCCCGCUGGUCAAGGGCUGGCUCCGCGCCUCGCUCCGCAAGAUCGACGAGACCUCGCCUCGCCACCGUGCCUACCUCCCUCACCGCAACUACCUUUCCACCGACGUCUCUUACCUCGAGCCCAACACACCCUACGACUGCCUCGUCGAGAUCUGGCCAACCGCAGUCGUCGUCUCUCCAGGCUCGAGCAUCGUCUUCGAGGUCGCGACGGGCGACACGCAGGGCGCGGCUAUCUUCCUUCACCAUGAGCCGACGGAUCGCAGCGAGGAGGACUUUGGCGGCACGAACGUGAUCCACUUCGGACAGGGUCACCAGAACUGGCUGCAGCUUCCUAUCGUCUGA
This is a messenger RNA of Rhodotorula toruloides NP11, 1803 nucleotides long. Its product is annotated as x-pro dipeptidyl-peptidase (s15 family) protein. Gene Ontology annotation, molecular function: dipeptidyl-peptidase activity. The record is from RefSeq and is a predicted model, not a curated record. The transcript has 8 exons. Bases 1 to 1803 code for a protein of 600 amino acids. Lineage: Eukaryota; Fungi; Basidiomycota; Microbotryomycetes; Sporidiobolales; Sporidiobolaceae.